UACAUUUUCCUCAUUUCAUCUUCGACGUUACGGUUACGGUGGUUAUCAAAAUGGUAAUAACAUAUUUCAGAGAAUGAUUGUCACCAAAACUGUUGAUUAAGGCUAAUGACCACCGUUAAUCACUUCAUCGCUUCCCUUUCCACACCUCGCCGGAGCUCCGACUGCCCCGCCACCGUGUGCCCCCAUCCUCUCUCCUUCGAUUCGCCAGGUUUCAAAUUCGUUUAAAUUUUGGAAGCUAAACUCCAUUUGUAUUGUGAUCGCCAAAAAAAAGAAAAAAACGGUUUUUGGAUGAAAAAACUCUUUUUUGAAUGUUGAUGAAAUGGAAAAAGGCCUCAAUCUGGCAUUGGAAGAUAUGAUCAACUUGAAAAUUGAAGAAAGUAAAGAAAAAAGAGAUGGUGGAGUUCCCGAGAGAGAUGAUGGAUUUGUUUUCACAUCAAAACAACACAAUUCAGGUCCAUCAUUCCUUGAGCUUAAGGCACCACCCCUCAAAACUAAUAUCUUUGGUGAUGCUCAUGAUAAAUUAAAAUUCAGUGCAAAGAAGGAACAAGGUGGCAACACUAGGAUGAACAAAAGUAGAGCAAAACUCAAGCUUUCUGCCCCCAUCCAGCCACAUGAUUUCAUUUGGAAGGCAAAGAUGGACGUGUCGCAAAAAAAUUAUGUGACGUCCAAUGAGUCAUUUGGUUUAAGUGUGGAUGGCAUUGGCAACAUCAUACCCACUGAUAAGGGCUUGAAUAAGAAUGAAUGUGAAGUUGUAGGCAGAGAGACAAAAAAGGAAGCUUCAGAGUGUAAAAAUACUAAUUGUGAUGGUGGUGAUCAUGAUGAUGAUGGUCCAAAUGAUGAAACUGAAACUGCAGGCUUCAAGUCUGCCAAUGAUGAAUUAGACAUAACAAAUAAUGGUGAUAGCAUGUCCCAUCUUGUUUGUGGUGAUUCAGGUUCAAGAAAUAUGAGUGGAUUUGGCUUCACAUUUUCUGCUAAAGUGCAAUCAUCUAGCCCCAAACGCCACCCUAAAAAGAUAAAUUGGGUGAAAGUUGAUCAUGGUCAUGAUACUUACAACUCCAGUCCUAAUUCAUUAUCACCUGUGACUUGUCCUCCAUUAUCUGGAACUUCCUCUCUUUUCACAUCAGGCCAAGGUCAGAAAGCCACAGUAUCUGCUCCUCUUCCCAAGACUAGGGGUUCUGAAGUGAAUAAGGAGCAAGGGAUAAAGAAGGAACUUGCUUCCAUUUCUGCUAUAACCAUUGCGGCUGAGGAAUCCUGUGAAAAGUGGCGUCUCAAAGGAAACCAAGCCUAUAAAAAUGGGAAUUUGUCUGUGGCUGAGGAUUGUUACACACGAGGAGUUAGUUGUGUUUCUAAAGAAGAAGCACCUCCGAGAUGUCGUAGGACUUUGAUGCUGUGUUAUAGCAACCGUGCUGCCACACGCAUGUCACUUGGUAGGAUGAGAGAUGCAGUGGAAGAUUGUAUGCUGGCUGCAGAAAUUGAUCCAAAUUUCCUCAGGGUGCGACUUAGAGCUGCAAAUUGUUUCCUUGCUUUGGGGGAAGUUGGAGACGCGUCCAAGUAUUCCAAGACAUGCAUGCAGUCAGGAACUGAUAUUUGUGUAGAUCCAAAAAUUGUUGUGGAAGCCUCUGAUCUCUUGAAAAAGACACAGAAAGUAUCGGAAUUAAUCAAUCAUUCUGACGAACUUUUGCAAAGAAGAACAGCAGCUGAUGCAGAGAGAGCAUUGGAACAUAUAAAUGAGGCAUUGAUGAUAAGUUCAUACUCUGAAAAAUUGCUUGAAAUGAAGGCGGAGGCUCUUUAUAUGCUAUGUAGAUAUGAGGAAGUAAUUCAGCUGUGUGCUGAAACCCUUGGUUCUGCUGAGAAGAAUUCUAAUCCAUUAGAUGCUGAUUGGAACGUGAAAGAUCUGGAUAAUUCACAGGUUUCAAAAAGCUUCUAUUUCAGGCUUUGGCGGUGCUCAAUGAUGCUUAAAUCCUACUUUCACCUAGGAAAGCUUGAAGAGGGUCUUUCUUUGCUGGAGGAACAAGAGGAAAAGGUAUCUGCCAUAAACAAGAGUGGAAGCAAGGUUUUGGAGUCACUAAUACCACUAGCUGUCACUGUACGUGGGCACUUGCAUCAUAAGACUUUAGGGAAUGAAGCGUUUCAGGCAGGAAGGCAUGAGGAAGCUGUUGAACAUUAUACAGCUGCUUUAUCAUGUAAUGUGGAGUCUCGCCCAUUUUCAGCUGUCUGUUUUGGUAAUCGUGCUGCUGCAUAUAAAGCAUUAGGUCAAAUUACUGAUGCCAUAGCAGAUUGCAAUUUGGCUAUAGCUCUUGAUGGAAGAUACUUGAAGGCACUUUCUAGGCGUGCAACUCUAUAUGAGAUGAUCAGAGAUUAUGACCAAGCAGCCAGCGAUAUAAGGAGGGUUGUCUCUCUUCUCAUUAAGGGGGAUGAGGAUAAUAGUAAUCACCAUUGCACAUCUGAUAGAUCAACCAAUUAUCCCAAUGAUUUGAAACAUAGCCAAAUUUGGCUUUCGGAAUUAGAGGAGGAAGACAGAAAGGGGAUCCCUCUUGAUAUGUACCUCAUUUUAGGAGUUGAACAUUUUGUUUCGUCAUCCGAAAUCAAGAAGGCCUAUCACAAAGCCGCACUAAGACAUCACCCUGACAAGGCUGCCCAAUCUUUGGCAAGAAGUGACAGUGGCGAUGAUCCGAUAUGGAAGGAUAUUGUUGAAGAAGUAUGCAAAGAUGCUGAUAGGCUUUUCAAAAUAAUUGGAGAAGCAUAUGCAGUCCUAUCAGACCCUGCCAAGCGAUCACAGUAUGAUUCUGAAGAAGAAAUGAGAAAUUCCCAAAAGAAACGCCACGGAAAUAGCACGGCUAAAAUUUGGAGACCAUUUGGUACCUCAUCUUUUAAAGAUUAUGAAGCUGGCCCGUCAAGUAGGCAAUAAGAAAAUGUGUGUUGAAUUUUUGUCCAUGGCUAGAAUCUGGAUUGCAGUUUGACUCAUUGAAUGUGAUCAAGUUUGGUGAUGUGUGUUUAUCUUACGCAUUUGAGAUUAAGACCAACAUGGAGGCAGAUUUGAGACCAAUGACAUUGCAAUUGGAGAAGUUCGGUUGAUCUGUUCUUCGGAUUUCUUUGGGAUAUUGGAAGAAUUUUUCUUUUGGCAUGCGAAUGGUUGCAUUCGAUUAUUAUUAUUAUUAUUUUACUACCGAGUCCUUACCAUUAUUCUUCUUCUUGGCUGACAACAAGCAAAUGAAAAGGAAGGUUGGUUUUUGAGGUGUGUAAAGAUCUUGUACUAUCUGAAAGUUGAUGUGUAAACAAACAGAUUACAUUAAAUUGUGUAAUACCACAUGAAAUAUUUAAUGACCUGAACAUGUGCUUCCGAUUGGAUCUAUCAUCUAUCAUAUAUGCAAAGAAAGAGUACAUUUACAUUUGCUCUGGAACUACAUAA
Molecule: messenger RNA, 3409 nt
Organism: Cajanus cajan (pigeon pea)
Lineage: Eukaryota; Viridiplantae; Streptophyta; Magnoliopsida; Fabales; Fabaceae
Molecular function (GO): protein binding
Source: RefSeq, a predicted model, not a curated record